This is a messenger RNA of Psylliodes chrysocephalus, 12429 nucleotides long. The record is from the annotation of a GenBank genome assembly. NCBI's taxonomy places the organism in Eukaryota, Metazoa, Arthropoda, Insecta, Coleoptera, Chrysomelidae.
GCCAGUCCGGUCUUCGACUGGCGCAUUUUGUUCAACCGUGAGACGUGGGAGUCAUGUGAAGUGUAAAUGUGCAAGGACCAUGCACGGACCACAGACGUACAGUAUUAUUAAAUUCAAGUGCGCGGUGAGUGCAAUCCCCUCGCUCUGUAUGGAACUGGAACUCUAAAUGCCGAUACGGUGAAGUUUUAUCGGGAAUACGGUGUGAUUCAUGUUGGGAUAAUAAGGAAUGAGAAUUAUUUAGAGAAUUUUUUAACGAAAAGGAUGUACAAUUUAAUUCUGCUAUACUGGAUGAUAACCUGAAGAUGAACACGAACCGAAACGGAGGAGAUGGCGAUUUCAAUUGCCGUGUGAGGCUCAACCAUGUUCUAGCAAUUAUUAUAAGAAAAGAAGGCUGUCUCAGAGGAGAUCCCGGAGAUUUUUGGAUGUAUGAAAAUGGUUAUUUGUUAUUUCAGGGUUUACUUUCAUCAAAUUCAAUUUGUUGGUGGAACAACGGUUUAAAUGGAGCUACAAAAAAUUUAGUUUAUUAUGGGUACGUAAAUCCUGGUGCACUUCUUGUUGCAGCAGAACCAUGUGCUUUGGAAAUUUUAAGGAACGCUUGGUCCAGAAGAGUCCUUCAACCUCCCCCUGGGUACCAAAUAGUAGCUUUAGAAGACAUCGAACAGUCUACUACGAUUCCAGUGCCACAAACACAAUGGACUCCUCUACCAGAAGCAGUGUGCUCAGUGGUUUUAAGGCUUUCCAGCCAGGGUAGGCCUGCUGGAAUCGAAACUAUCAGGGAAUCAUUGAUUAUGGCUUUCCCCCAUGUAUCUCCUCCUAGUGAGCAAGCCCUGUAUGAUACCUUGGUGCAACUUACAAAAGAGAGGAAACUGUAUAAUACGUCAAGUGGAUAUUUCAUUGUGACUCCAGAGCGUAGACGGUCAAGAAGUCAAUCUAGAGGAAGGAAAAGGGAUGAUCUGAGCAUUGACCCUAUGACCAACAAAACUAUGCUGAUGUCCACAGAAGAAGCUGUCAUCAUGGUCCACGGAGAUAUGGCUACCAUUAGAGAUGGAAAUGUUACCCAUCAAUGCAUACAAACCAAUCUAGCCGAUGUUAUUUGUGGAGGAAAUGCCAGUGACAAGAUUCUUUACGCCAGGAACAAAAGAAGAUCCUCUUCUUUUCCUUCUCACAGAAGCCCAGACCGAAGAGGAUCGUUUCGUCUUUGGAACUCUAGCAGGAGGCUUCGAAGAUCAGCUUCAACAAGAACGUUAGCUAAGCAUUAUGUAGAUACUAGUAGUAGUACCGAAUAUCCAAAUAGUGGUGAAUCAACCCCCACUCCAAAAAAAGCGUCAUUGCUGUCAAGAUUGUUCCGAAGAUCGAAACGUUCCCAGUGUCAGAUUGGUACUUUCGGCGCUCAAUUCCCUCCAACUGAAUGGUUUAAUUCCAAGGCAGUACACUUGCACAGUGUAGGAACUCAAACGAUUACAGGCAAUAAGGAAAGUGGAAUAGAUGUUACGGCUUAUUUGGAAACAUGUAACAUAAGCUCAUCUAGAUCCGCAACAUUACCGAGAAACCAUCGAAGGCAAUUAUCAACAGAGUUAACGAUUGGAACUCCAACAACUGGAUCCAGGGAAAACUCGCCUAUACCUAGUUACAUUAACGCAUACGCUACCAGUACUUUACCAAGAAAACACGUUUAUAGGAGCAGGGAUAAUUCCCGAAAAUCAAGUAGAAGUAGUUUAAGUAAACCCCAAACCAGUCAAGAUGUUAGAACAGAAAAACCUCAAGAAUUUUCAGAACAAAAUGUUGUCAAUGAGAGACUUUGUACACCAUCUUUGGAAUCCACUACGACUAGUCAUAGAUCCACAACGAAUUUAAGCUUUGAAGACAAUUCAAGUUCAAUUACCGAUUCUCCCGUGAAGAAUUUCUCUAGCAUAGAUAAUAGUGGACCAAGUAGUAUAGAAUCGCAUAAAAGUAGCAAAACAGGAAGUUCUCUAACUAGUGGACCAUCUAGUUUGGAAUCACACAAAACCGUAAUAAAUAGAGGAUUACUAGAAUCGCCGAAAAUCGAUCCUAGAAAUCCCAGAAAAUAUAGAAAAGAAAAUACCAAAAGUAAGGGAAGUCCUAAAACAACCAUCAUAACAACACCAACAACAACAUCGGUACCACACAGUAACUCUUUUACGUUACAAGUGACAACGAAUCAAAGAGGAACAACGUAUACCGGAAGUCCCGGUUCAAAUACGAAAAUAUUUGUACAAAACUCACCUGUUCGCUCAAUAAUUACCUUAGAAAACGGGCAAAUGGAGAAGAACCCCAAUGUCGUAAUCAUCAAUAACGAAAAAGAUGAUGUAUCGAAUCCUAACGAAAAAUGCGAAAGCAAACCAACGAAAAAUACCAACCAGCAAAGUUUAAAUAACUCUAGAGAUACAAUUAACAAUGAACAAAAAUUAGAAGCUAUGAAUAACAUUAGAAAAUUAUCCCUCCAACUUCCUACAAAAGAAAGCUUAAAUUAUCAUAACGUCAUCAAGAAUGUUUCACAUAAUCAAGUUAAUUCAAAUUCCAACCCAGACUCGCCGAUAGCCAACACGUUUCGAGACUUCUCCAAAAAUUCUUUAUUUACAAGCACCCCACCAAGUCCGACCAAAAGUUACGAAGGCAUACCGAUGUUCUCGUCCAUGAAAUAUCAGAAAAACGACGUGGGGUCUAAAUCGUCCUUGGAGAAAUCAUUUCAGUGUUUAGAAAACGGCAAAACUUUAGAUAAAAACGUUAUGGGAUCAGAACCCAACAUCUGUUUUAAGGAACGAACUUUAACCAGAGAAAACAGCAACCAAGAAUUUCCCAGUUUGAGUGACCUUACUUUUAAUUUUACUAGCUUAGCGGCUCAGAAGAUUUUGAAGGGAGUCAGCAUUAAUAGCGUGGAUACGUUAGUAGAACUUAAUAUGGCUGCUAAUUUAGAAAAACAAAAUAACUGUGAUGUGGUCCACACAGAUUUCGGCCUUGUUUAACUUAUGCAAACUUUUUGAGUAAAGUAUGUAAUAAGUGCAGUAUACGGAGAUGAUUUUAAUGGAGAUUAGCUGGACAGUAGAGUUACAAUAAGCAUUUGGUUGUCUGCAUCGAAAAGUUAUUGAAAUAUAUCAUUUUCAAAAUGUCUACCUUCGUUUUUACAUGUUAUAUUUUCCAUACCUUAUUUGAACUGGUAACCAGAUUCUUAUUUUCACAUUUUGGUUCUAUAAUUUUGGUUUUUCAAACAGUAAAUAAUCGGGACCAUAUUAAACUAAAAAAUAAUAAUUUUACAAUCUUGUAGGUAGAAGAACCAGUUACACUUUUUUGGUACACAUUUGCGCAAAGGUAAUUUACAAAUUUAUAGAGUUUUUCUUGCCUUGUAGAAGAUGAAAAUGGUUGAUUGAAUUUUGUUCAAAGCACGUUUGUUCGAAAACCCUUAGUUCGAAAAUACGUUUGUUCAAAUGAGAGGUUGUACAAAAAACUUUUAUUCGAAAAUACUUUCAAUCCAAAAUGUUAUGUUCGAAAAUAAUUUUCUUCGAAAAAUAUUAUUUUAAGUAUUACAAAAAACGAUUUUUUGAUUGAAUAUAAAUGUAAAAUCUAUUAAAGAAAAUAGAUGUAUUUUCUUAGUGUUCAAAUUAAAACUAAAAAUAAAUCUUAACUAAUUUACCUAACCUGUGCGGCCUGGAGUCAUCGCGAGUUGCUUCGUAGAAAAAAAUAAACAAAAUAAGAAAAAUUAAACAAAUUUUAACUAAUUUUUCUAACCUGUGCGACCUGGAGUUAUCGCAGGUUGCUUCGCGAAAAAAUUAUACAUAAAAUAAGAAAAUAAAAAAAAAUCUUAACAAAAGUAUUUUCGAAACAAUGUUCGAACUAAUAUUUUUCGAAAAAUAGUGUUUUUGAACUAGACUUUUUUGAACCAACAUAUUUUCGCACUAAGGUUUUUCGAACAAACGAAUUUUCGAACUAAGGGUUUUCGAACAAACUUGUUUUGAACAAAAAUUUUCGAACAACGUGUUUCGAACAAAAUUCCGCCAACCAAUGAAAAUACUUUGCUGCAGACGCACCAGAGGUGGAGCCCUAGAUGAAGUGUCUUCAAAAAGUCAUGGUAGAAAAUGCUAGUGUCAUAUAUUUAAUUAGAUAAUUAACUUGACGAGAGUGCCAAACCUUUUAAUUUCGUGUCUACGUCAGGGGUUCCUCAGGGCUCGAAUUUGGGUGCUUUAUUAUUUGUUAUUUUUAUUAAUGACAUUUGUCAUUGUAUCAACUCUAAGAAACUUUUGUUUGCAGACGAUAUGAACAUUUAUAGGGAAACAAAGGAUACCUCAGAUUGCAUUGCUCUUCAAAACGACCUUGUCAACUUACAUAACUGGUGUAUCGUAAAUAAACUAUCUUUGAAUACUAACAAAUGCAAAGUCCUAUCCUUUUCCAGGAAAGUAAACAUUGUCUUAUAUGAUUAUCAAUUAGAUAAUCUUGUUAUUCCCCGGAUAUAUAAUUACAAAGAUUUAGGUAUCUUAUUUGACAGCAAACUAACUUUGAAAAUACUGUACAAAGUGCCACCAAAAAUCUUGGGUUUUGUUAUUAAAAACUAUAAAAAGUUUAAAUCUUUAGAAGCCAUCUUCUCUGUUUAUUUUUCACUAGUUCGUAGCAAACUGGAGUAUUGCAGUUGUGUUUGGAAUACUAACCAUUUAAAGUACAUAAGUGCAUUAGAAUCUGUCCAGAGAAAAUUUUUAAAAUUUUUUUACUUUAAAAAACAUGGCCGUUAUCCUAUUUGUCACUAUGACUAUAAUUUAUUGUUAGAAGAAUUCAGUUUUAUGAGUCAGAAAAAGAAAAAAAAUAGCAGAUUUGAUAUUUAUCUAUAAAUUAAUUAAUAAUUCUAUAGAUUCAUCUUCUCUGCUGUCUCAAUUUAAUUUUCAUAUCCCACGUAUUACGUCAAGGUCAAAUAUAACAUUUCAUAUUCAAGUGCCAAAUUCACAACAUCACUUUCACAGUCCUUUAACUACAAUGUGUAGAAGUGUCAAUCAGUAUUCUGUUGAUAUAUUUUUUCUAAAAUUUUACCAAUUUAGAGAGCAAUGUUACAGAUUGGUAUCAAAUUAGGUAAUUAGAAUGUAAUUUAGUUAAGUAAGUAUUCUCAAACUUUGUAUUUUUAAAUAUAUUAUAUACUCCUGUAAUUGGGCUGAUAAAGCCUGUUGGAUGUAUUAAUAAAUAAAUAAAUUAAAUAAAUAAACCUUUAUAGCUCAGUUCGUUAGCGCGCUCAACUUAAUAUUUCGCGACCCAGGUUCAAUUCCAAUAUGAAAAAUGGUAAGACUAUUACAGUUAAUUUCUUUUAAAUAAAUUUCAUUUAUUAAAAUAUAACCCCCUACAGUAAAGCGAUCCGUUAAUCUUGCCUCUAUUGCACUAUUUUGAUAAUGAUUUAGAAGAGUACAAAAUAAAUAGAGGAAAUAUUAACGGAUUACCUAACUGUAAAGGUUAUAUUUUGAUAAAUACAAUUAUUUAAAAUAAAUAAACAGAAAUAAUAGUAUUUUUUCCAUAAUAAAAAUAAAUUGCAUUAAUCAGGAAUUGAACUCCAUUCGCAGAAUCCAAAGUUGAGCGCGCUAACGACCUGAGCUAUGUUAAUUAUCUUAUGAAAAUAUGUGGCAUUAGCAUGUUCUAUAAUGGUUUUUCUAAGACAUAUUCGUCGUGCGCUCCACUACUGCAUGUUCUACAAGGUAAGAAUGAAUGAAAAAUAAUUUUGCCUAAAGCAAAUAACACCCCUAAAAGUGUCGCUGGCUUCCCAGCCAUAAAAAACAAAACAAAAUUUUCAAUUUUAUUAAAAAACGCGAAAAUUUUAAAGAUAAGAAUGUCUUAUAGUAAAGGAGCCUACUAUAAAAUGUUAGAGAGUAACAUAUUGUACAAUAGUAAUAUGUCGGCAGCCGCGCCAAUAUCGUUUGCAUAAAAAUUGUUAACAAUUUAAAAAAUUGUCUGAUAUUUUUAAAAAUAUUUAAAUUAACUUGUUUUUUUUUUUGUUUUUAUUUUUAAUUAGUUCAAGAACGUCCUUGCCGUUUUUUUUUUGUUGUUUAUUGCAAAUUAUUUAACUCACACAUCGUUGUUAACGUCCAAUGUAUUUUAAAAAGUUUUAUAGGGUAGUCCGAGGUUGGUUGUUACAAUUUUAACUUAAACAUUUUUAUAGUCAUUUAUUUAAACUUUAAAUAAACUCAUUGUGAUAGCAUAAUAAUAAUUCAUACUUAUACCUUAAUAAAAAAUAAAGUAACAUUCAUUAAUAUCAAUUACAAAAUAAACUGUUAACAUUUUUUAACAGGUAAUACUAGUGGUAACAACCAACCCCACAGCGGGAUGAGUUAUUACAUCUUUGGAGUUAGUUGUUAAAAGUUUAAACAUCAUCAUCUGAGUCACAAUUUUAAGAAGUAAAAUAUAAAUCUGUAUCUACACAUUUAUCAUGAGCCCAUCCAUGACAUCUUGUGCAUUUUAUCCAUUUUUCGUCCGGUUUGGCAAAAACUUUCAGCGCAAACUAAACACAAUGCAUCAACAUUAUCACAUAAUUCGUCAUCUCGUUCAAGAGGUUUUCUAGUAUCCUUUUUUGCGGCUGUAUUUUUCUUAAUUUCCUUUCUUCUUCUGCCUAUAACUCAUUUUUAUUUGGAGUAUCUCUUAAAAUUACAGCUUUUCGACAUUUGCGACCUUUAGUAUUGAUUUUGCAAACUCCAGCAUUUGAAGGACUGUACUGCUUAGUAAGAAACCUGAAGCAAAUGUAUAAGAUGGAUCAAUGUUUAUAAAAAUAAACAUACCUUUAUAUUUAACCAUUUUGCGGUACCUGUGUAACAUCAUAAAAUUUAUAGAAUGUUGAUCAGCUACAUUUCUAAUGAAUCUUCCAUUGUCCAUUAUUUCUUUUGCAUCAGCAAUUUAUGUAUUGUAUUGUACUGUUCCUCUUUCCGUUUUCUUUUUGUCGUUUCCUAUUGUACUGUCUAUUAACCCUUUCGAUCCCAGGCCUAAAUUGAAAUGAUGGUCCCUCAGGCCCAGCCUUUUUUUUGCCGCCGUAUAUAUACGUCUACUACAAAUGAAGAUAAACAAAUGCGACAAAAUGUUUUAUUGAGGAAAAAUGUACUUUACAAUAGUAGCAAAACUAUAAAAAAGCUUUUUUAGUGAAAAAAUUUAAAGGUUUCUUUUGUGUGGUAGACUCCAACUCCGCAGUUUUCGCACAUGUAUCUGGUUUCACUUCUUUUUUUUUGUCGCACUGUGGCUGCAAACAACACAUCGUUUGACCUUUUUAUUGGGAACUGAACUUGGAAAAUGUCGGCCUGUGAAUCUCUGAGGAUUGUUAGUCAAAGGGCGAAAGAGUUGUACCUUGGGUUCAUUAUAUCUGAAACAAGAGAGACAAUGUAGUAAACUUACUUCUCGAAAAGUUUCCGAAUUAGUGUUAGUUGAAAAUCUGCAAGAGGUACUGGAUUGCGUCAAAUACAGCGCAUGUGUGUUGAGCAUAGCCAGAUCAACCAUGUGAAAAAAUAGCUUCUUAUUCGCUCCGUGCGAAGUCAUGGAAAGGGAAGCAAAAGCGAUACUAGCGCUAGCUGCGGAUAAUUCGUGUAUUUUAGGGCGAUAUUUUGUAAUUUUGGCAUAUCAAAUACACGUAUACAUUUUACUUUUUUCAAAAAAAGUAGGUAAAAACAAUACAAUAAGCAACCGGAGUUGCUGUGUUGAAAAUUGUACAAAUACUAGCAAAAAACAGUGAAACUUAUAUAAAAAAUUUCAGUAGCAAAGUGGAAAUUAAAUCAAAGAAAUAAAUGGAUAGAUAUACAAUAAGAAGAAAAAUUACCUUUAUUUUUGUAAUAAUAACCGUAAUGCUGGAAAUAGUAGACAUCAGAAACUUGAAAGGUUUUAAAUAAACAAUAAAUUAUCAUUUUACGAUGUUCUUUAAUAUCCCCUUAUUCUUAAAUGUUCAUUCAGUAAGGACUAGAUUUCAAUAUUUCUGCCUUUGAUUAUUAUAUGUGGUUGGAAUGCAAUUUUGUAACUUACUGAUGGGAAAUCAUUCAUUCUAUGUUUUCUUUCGAACAAAAAUGAAAAUAUAAGUAAUGAUCCUUUUUUUAUACAUUUUAACUUCACGCUUAUUAUUAAAUGGUAUUUUUUUAUUUUGACAGAAUAAUGAAAACUUAUUAGACUUAGGCAACUUCUCAUACAUUUUCCAGUAAAUACUGUUGCCUGUCUAUAUUUUAUUAUUGAUUUUAUCGAUUAUACAUGAUUUUCUUUAAUUUAAGCGAUAAAAAAAUAUAUAAUAAUAAUAAUAAAUUAAUGUUUUACUUGUUUUACAAAUCCAUAUACUUUUAUUAAAACUAACAUAUAUACUUUUUAAUUACGAAUUCUAUUAAAAGUUGCAUUUGUCAGUAUACGCAGAAAUAGUCCAUUAGUAUCAAAACGAAUUGGUGCUGCUGUCGCGCACGGAGCGAAUACCAUUUUGUGCUUUUCUUAUACUCCGUGGAGCUUAGCAUCAUGUCAGCUCGAUCUAUUGCACCCAUGUUUGCAUUAUAAUCUACAACACAAGCUGGUUUUUUUAUAGGCUCCUUUGACUUGAAAUCGACUUUGUCCAAAGUAACCAUUUUGUCUUCAUGCAUACACUGAGCAGAUUUUCAGUACUCAUCGACACAGUCUGGCCUUUACUCAAUUUUUGUGUUAAAUUUGGCAUUACUUUACGAUUCGUACGAACUGUACCACAAGAAUUAGUCUUGUUUUUUUGUAGGUAUUAGACAAAGUAGGGCUUGUAUACCAAUUAUCUGUAUACAAUGCAUGUCCUUUGUUCAAAUAUAAUAAUAAUAAUAAUAAUACUCUCUCUAAUUCACCCCCUUACGAGUGAAUUUCAACCCCUGAAGUCGACUGAACGAUUUGUGUAGGGGAAGGGACGGCUAUUAUUAUUAUUUGCCGUGGCGCUCCGGGGCGACUUAAAGAUGAUUGAUGGUGCCAUUUGACUUACAGGUGAGGAAACCCGGAAAAUUUCACCCACCAUCAUCGAGACGGUAAUGUAUGGCGAAUUUUUUUAAUCUGCAUGUCAUAUCAACCGAAAUUGAAUUUCUAUUAAUACGCCACACAUCAAAUCCUAAACCGAACCAUGCAAUUUAAUUAAAAAUCCACAUGGUCUGGUCUGGGAUUCGAAACCCAGCAGUCUCAGACUCAUAAACUUGCCUAUAAAUGAAUAUAAGCGCGAUAGACCGCUACACCACCGUCCCGAUAUGGCUUCAUCAGACUUGCUACUAUUGAACCAGAUAAACCGAGAUCGUAAUACAAUGAGAGCUCUGUUGCUUUACCAAGAUAGACAAGUACACCCAACACAUAACCCGUUUCGCAGUCACAUAUUAGAAACAGUUUAAUCCCAAAGCGAUGGCGUUUUGAUCUUAUGUACUGUUUGAAUCAUAAACGUCCCUUGAAAAGUACUAAGCUCUCAUCAAUAGCAAGGUUUCGGAAACGAGUAAAAUAUUUUUGAAAUUUUGAUGUUAUAGUAAGCACAUCUCGCAGUUUAUGAAAAUUAUCACGUUCUUGCCAUUAUUUGCAAAGUGCAACAUCCUAAGGAUAGCUUGAAAACGAUUCCUUGACAUCAUUUCAGAAAAUAUUGGUGUAUGUAGCAUCUUAUCAGACGACCAAUUUUCUCUUAUCUUGUUUUUCCCGUGUCGCCCUACCAGUAACACGUAAUAUUCAUUGACUCUAAGUUCACUCCACUUCAAUUUUUUCGUUGCAGAAAUCUCAGAGGCAUAUCUAUUGGUUUCAGCUACAAUUAGCUCUACUAACUCUGUAUCCAUGAAUAGAAGGAAAUAAGAGAACAUCUGACUUAUCUGUGAUUGUCUCCAAGUGUGCCUCAGACUCAGAAUUAUCAAAAGCAUAUAUUUUGGGAAUGAAAGUAUUUGUGCUCCAUUCGAGAGACAAGAGUUCUUUGAGGGCCAAGUUAUCUUGCAGAGGUAGCUCCUGUUGCAGAGGUCGCACUUCGAGUUCAUCUUGUCUUCCAAAAUUUUUUGCGUUAUUUUCAGGUUCAUUUUCGACGUCAUCGAAUUUUACUUCAUUUAUUUCCUCUUCGCUUACCGACUCUUGGUCUGAAUCGGGUUCGUAUUCGCUCUCACUGUCUACAAAUGGCUCUUCGUAUUCCUGUUCUGUCAAGCCACAGAAGUUUCUACUCUCACUAUAGUUAUGUAUGGAACCAUGUGUUUGUUUUCCCGAACUCGAUUCCAUAUCGCACGCACAACUAAUCUUAUUGCGACGCUGAAUAAAACUGAACCAAUCGCCAAGGAAAACACGCGGCCAAACUGCACGAAAACAUGUUCUGAUCUGUCGACAUACGCAAAUAUACGGCAAUGGGUCUGUGUGUUAUAUCUUGCAUAUCGCAAUUCUGCGGCUUUGGGCAAAAACGAGCAACAAGUUCCGACGUAUUCAUACGAUAUUGAGACUACUGAGAGCCAAAAUUUUAUACUGCCAUAGAUAUGCGGCUUUGGGAAAAUACCACUAAUACAAUAUGAACGUAUAUAUACGGCGGUUGGGACUCAGAACAUUUUUUUAUGACGUCGAAAUACGGCAGUGGGACUUAAAGGGUUAAACAAAAUAAUUACUAUUUAAUUGUUUUAUCUAAAAGAGACUAAUAAAUAUUUACACACUAUAAUCAUACCUAUUUAUAUGAAAUUGCAUUUGAGGUUGGUUAUUAUAACAUGUCCCGACAAGGUCGUUUGAACAAAAUAAAUAAUAUAUAAAUAAAAAUUUCCCAGGUUUAUUCGGUCAUGUUUUUAUUUUAACACAGCACUACAUAUGUUUCGGAAACAUUUUUUUCCAUCUUCGGGUGCAGUCAAAAUUUAAUAAAACUUGGGAACGAUUACAAACAAUUUAAAAAAGUUUUUAAAACUUUUUAAAUAAUAGAAACCCCAUAUUUUUGUUUCAGCAUAGACCUUUAUUCACUUUUCAAAAAAGUGACAACCCUAUGUGAAACACAGCCCAUUUAUAUAUAAAUUGGUGUAUGUGCUAAAUUGUUUUCACUAUUUAUUAGAGACAGGCGCGUCCAGCAGUUUCUCGAAUUUACUUCUAGUACAUUCUCUACUUAAUGAUUCAUUACGGCUAUCUUUGAUCAUAGGGGUCCCUAUAGUUGGGUAAAGGAGAUUUGUCCCCUUCAUCAAAUAUUUCUUGUUUUAAGGACAAAUGGGGUCAUAACAAGACCCAAAUAAGGCAGAUAGACCCAAAGGAUCAGAGCAUGGUCGGAAGAAAAGUUUAAAUGCCAAUAAUUUUAUAAAUUGCAAUAAACAACAAAAAACGGCGAAAUUCUCUUUUUAUUUGGUUUUAUUAAAAAUAUUUACCUUACCUGCUGCUUUAGAUUUGCAGGGACAUUUUUAAUAUAAUUAAAAAUAAAAACGAGAAAACAACAGUUAAAAUAUCUAUUUAUAAAUUAAAUACAUGAAAAUGCAAUCCAACUUUGACUGAAACUCACACACAAAAUCGUGACAGCUUAAAUUUUGCAAACGCUUUCGCACGGUAUCAGUUUGACUAAAAAAGCGAUGUGUGUAUAAAAACGUCAAUGUCACUUUCAACUGUAUCUGCCAUCCUUAACGCAAAGGAUGAUGAUCGACAACCAGGUAUAGAGAAUAAAAUUUAAUUAUCUAUCAAUCGAAUAGAACAUUUUCAAAAAAAGCGAUGGGCUCCUAUACUAUUAUGUGUUUAGAUUAAAAAUAUAUGCAAACAUUUUUAAAUAGAAUAAUUUGGAGUAUUUUUUUAUAGUUUGUCUGACAUUUCAAGGCUUUUUUAUGGAUCUACUAUCAGUAUUAUUUCUUUAUUUUUAAAACUCUCACUAAUCGAAGUACAAUAUAUAAACAACGAGGUUUGUGCAAUUUUUUAGUAAAAUAAUAUAUAUUUUGUUUAUGUAUUAAAAGAUUAAUAGAGUUUUGGAAUCAACAUGAGGAUAAAAAUACUUUCUUACUCUGCCUUUCCUUUUUUAUUUUGCAUUGGGACAAUUGCGGAUACUUGAUCAUCAGCACUACACAUGUGAACAUAGUUAUUAUUCUCUCAAAUAUCUGAUCAAUCUUAUUAAAUACAAAUAUCAGAUGCCAGUCAUAUUACUAUUUGUUGAACAAAAAUAUUUAGUAUAAAUAAUGGAUGCCAAAAUUGUUGAUGUUAUUGAACAAAUUUAAGGAACACUUAUUUGUGAAAAACAAUUAUUAACGUCUUAUAAUUUUAUCUAUUCUGUAUUCUGUUUCUAUAUAGUGUCAUAGUGUAGAAAAUAACCUCAUUUCUUCACGAUGCUAGUAUUACUUAAAAUAAUGUACAAUCAUUUAAUAAAAUGCCAUCCAUGUCCAAUGAUUUUUUUAUAAACAUAUACAUUACGUAGGAAUCUUGUAAUAAAACAAUGUAUAAGUGGCCUAGAUUAUAAAUGUCUAAGGAAUUGUAACUUUUGUAUAUUUAUUAUAUUAGAUUUUAUAUAACUUUGGUAUACAACUAAAUAAUCUAAUUUUUUUG